Messenger RNA from Telopea speciosissima, 2130 nucleotides. Its product is annotated as vacuolar fusion protein MON1 homolog. Gene Ontology annotation, biological process: vesicle-mediated transport; protein targeting to vacuole. Bases 56 to 1927 code for a protein of 623 amino acids. The transcript is spliced from 14 exons. The record is from RefSeq and is a predicted model, not a curated record. Lineage: Eukaryota; Viridiplantae; Streptophyta; Magnoliopsida; Proteales; Proteaceae.
UACCAUACGAAGCUGUAAAAAAAAAUUCGUAUUACUUCAACCGGAAUCCGUCGCAAUGACCUCUGAUUCCGGUUCUUCGACCUCGUUCGAUGAUGCCACCGACCAAAACCCUAACAUUAAUCCUCCCGAAACAACCGAGGAUCGGUUGCAGAUGCUGCAAUUGGAAGAUUCCAAUGGUGUUGUUGAUGGUGAGGAGACGUCGAAUCAGAAAGACUUGGGCGAGGCGGAGAAUGGUUUAGUGGUUGCAGAGCAUAAUGGGACGGAUGGGCCUCAAAUCCAAGAACCGGUCGUGCGUAGUCCCCCGAUGAUUUCAGCAUCGUCUGAAGCUGGUGAAGAGGUCCGGGAGCUUUCUUCUGUUGGGGUUGUGUUUAGAGACAAUUCAGAGCUUGAAGUCGAUCAGCCAUUGAGCCCUAGUAGCAGUGGAUACGCUGGAGAAAGGGGUAGCAGCAGUGCUACCAGUGCGUCUGAAAUCGAGGAGGUUGAUGGGAACGAAAUAGAUCAUACAGUGACUCAACAGGUUUGUUCUGCUGAUGCUUCUUCGGAUUCAGUUUCGUGGAUUCCUGGGAAACGGCAUGUCGAUGAGGAUGAUGCUUCAAUUUCUUGGAGAAAAAGGAAGAAGCAUUUUUUUGUGCUGAGUCACUCUGGCAAGCCGAUAUACUCCAGGUAUGGAGAUGAGUACAAGCUAGCAGGAUUUUCAGCAACCUUGCAAGCUAUCAUUUCCUUUGUGGAGAAUGGGGGAGAUCGUGUUAAAUUUGUGAGGGCCGGGAAACACCAGGUGGUUUUUCUUGUGAAGGGGCCUAUUUACUUAGUCUGCAUAAGUUGUACUGAAGAACCAUAUGAAGUGUUAAAGGGGCAAUUGGAUCUUAUUUAUGGUCAGAUUAUACUAAUUUUGACGAAGUCAGUAAAUAGAUGCUUUGAUAAGAACCCGAAAUUUGAUAUGACACCCUUGCUUGGAGGGACAGAUGCUGUUUUCUCAUCACUGAUUCAUUCCUUUAGCUGGAACCCUGCUACAUUUCUUCAUGCUUACACUUGCCUCCCUCUUGCAUACCCAACAAGGCAAGCAGCAGGUGCUAUACUGCAAGAUGUUGCUGAAUCUGGGGUUCUUUUUGCAAUAUUAAUGUGUAAGCACAAGGUUGUCAGUCUUGUUGGUGCACAAAAAGCUUCCCUUCAUCCUGAUGAUAUGCUGCUACUUUCCAAUUUUAUCCUGUCUUCUGAAUCCUUUAGGACAUCCGAAUCAUUCUCACCAAUUUGCUUGCCAAGAUAUAAUCCUAUGGCUUUUCUGUAUGCCUACGUCCAUUACCUUGAUGUAGAGACGUACUUGGUGUUGCUUACGACUAGUUCUGAUGCUUUCUAUCAUCUUAAAGACUGCAGGGUUCGGGUUGAGAUGGUCCUUUUGAAGUCAAAUGUUCUCACUGAAGUUGAGAGAUCCAUGCUAGAUGGUGGUCUGCGAGUUGAGGAUCUUCCUGUCGAUCCUUCUCCUCGCUCUGGAUCUUUGUCUCCCCAUUUGGGGCAGGACAGACUUUCAACUGAAUCUCGGGACAGAUUCAAAGAAGCACAUCUUGGAAUUGGUGGUCCUUCUGGACUUUGGCACUUCAUUUAUCGAAGCAUUUUCCUGGAUCAGUAUGUAUCUUCAGAGUUUGCAUCGCCAAUUAACAGUUCCAGCCAGCAAAAAAGACUGUAUAGAGCCUACCAAAAGCUUUAUGCUUCCAUGCAUGAUGGAGGAACUGGGCCCCAUAAAACUCAGUUCAGAAGAGAUGAAAACUAUGUUCUUUUAUGCUGGAUCACUCAGGAUUUUGAAUUUUAUGCGGCAUUUGAUCCACUGGCUGACAAGGCUUCGGCUAUAAAUACCUGCAACCGAGUCUGUCAGUGGGUGAGAGAUGUAGAAAAUGAAAUUUUCUUGAUGGGAGCAAGCCCUUUUUCCUGGUGAUCUUUUCCAUUACCUUUAGACCCAAUGUAUUUAUUUUUAUUUUUCUAAUAAAACCUUCAAUUCUAUUCUGUGAACUCACGUAAUUGGAUUAUUGGAAGAGGAUGCCUUUAUUCCUGCAUCUUGAUUAUUUCGUUAAGCAAAAUAAAGAUUCAUACACUCCAGCAGCAUCAGUUGUGUUUUAAUUGUGUUGCGGCUACCAACAC